AUGUAUGGAGCUCCCUGGGAGGCUCAGGUUCCUUGGAGGCCCGAGCCCUGCCCCGUGCGCAAGGGGCCGGGCUUCUUGCCGGCCUGGCAAGAGCUCCAGCUGCAGCAGCUUUGGGACGUGAAGGCGGUGGCUCAGGUCACUCCCCGGGAAGCCGGUGCUAAGCAACCUGGGCUCAUACGCCAAAACGCGCACAAGGAGCCGCACGGGACGCAGAACGUGGCGAGCGGUGGGGGCGCUGGCACUGGGGGGCUGGUCUUCCCGGGUCAGCUGACAGACGAGAAGGAGAAGAGGAGAAGGCAACAGCAGGAGAUGCAGAACGCGUUGGCCGAGCAGAUCAGAGAGCAGCGGGCGCGCAAGGAGCAGCAGAGGAGAGGCGUGGAGGAUUCGCCCGUGAAGCCCGCGGGAAAUUCCACUGCCUCUCAGCCAGUGCCGGUGCAGAGCACCCGUCCAGAGGUGCAGGAUGAGCGGGAGCGCAAGCGCGUGCAGCAGCAGGAGCUGCAACGGGCCCUGGCGCUACAGGUGGAGGAGGCGCGGCGCCGCAAGGAGCAGGCCCGGAGGCAGCAGGAGGAGGAGGACGCCCGCGAGGAGGAGCGGCUUCGUCGCGAGAUUGCGCAGGAGCAGCAAGAGAGGCACGCAGGGAUCUCUACUUUCGUGCACACGCGACGAAUGGGGCCGAAGGCGUAA
Molecule: messenger RNA, 684 nt
Organism: Effrenium voratum
Lineage: Eukaryota; Dinophyceae; Suessiales; Symbiodiniaceae
Source: the annotation of a GenBank genome assembly